AUGGCUGCCUCAACAAUGGCUCUCGCUUCCCCAUCGCUGGCCGGAAAGGCGGUGAAACUAUCGCCAUCUGCCCCGGAGAUCCAAGGAAAUGGAAGGGUCUCUAUGAGGAAAACUGCGACCAACGCCUUUUCAUCUGGCAGCCCAUGGUAUGGCCCAGACCGUGUCAAGUACUUGGGUCCGUUCUCCGGUGAGCCUCCAAGCUACCUCACUGGUGAAUUCCCCGGUGACUAUGGGUGGGACACUGCUGGGCUUUCAGCUGACCCAGAAACCUUUGCCAAGAACCGUGAGCUCGAGGUGAUCCACUGCAGAUGGGCCAUGCUUGGAGCUCUUGGGUGCGUCUUCCCCGAACUCUUGGCCCGCAAUGGCGUCAAGUUUGGUGAGGCGGUGUGGUUCAAGGCCGGAUCCCAAAUCUUUAGCGAGGGUGGCCUUGACUACUUGGGCAACCCAAGCUUGGUCCAUGCUCAAAGCAUUUUGGCCAUUUGGGCUUGUCAAGUUAUCUUGAUGGGUGCUGUUGAGGGCUACCGUAUUGCUGGUGGUCCGCUCGGUGAGGUGAUUGACCCACUUUACCCAGGUGGAAGCUUUGAUCCAUUGGGCCUUGCCGACGAUCCCGAGGCUUUCGCUGAGCUAAAGGUGAAGGAGAUCAAGAAUGGCAGACUAGCCAUGUUCUCCAUGUUUGGUUUCUUUGUACAGGCCAUUGUGACUGGCAAGGGUCCAUUGGAGAACCUUGCUGACCACCUUGCUGAUCCUGUCAACAACAAUGUCUGGGCCUAUGCAACCAACUUCGUCCCCGGAAAGUGAGUGCAAGAAUUGGAAUGAGUUGUGAUCCAUGAUGAGGGUUUAAUUCUCUAACAUUUGGGUGUGAAUUUGAAAGUGAUGUUUGGUGUAUAGUAGUUUGUGCUAUGCAAAGCAUUUGAAAUUUGUGCAUCUACUGAGUUAAUGUUCUAAAUUUUUUAACUUGAUUUCGAUUUUAU
Molecule: messenger RNA, 971 nt
Organism: Ilex paraguariensis (yerba mate)
Lineage: Eukaryota; Viridiplantae; Streptophyta; Magnoliopsida; Aquifoliales; Aquifoliaceae
Source: the annotation of a GenBank genome assembly